CUGUUUGUCUUCGCAGUCUGCGGCGAGCCACGUCGUGACAGAGUUUGGAAGCGGCUGAAGGAGGAGAGAAGGUGGAGAGAAAAGACUCGCAGGUGGUGUCCUCCUGUCAGAAACACGCACGACACACGGCUGACAGCGGGAGACCGAAGGGGUGAAAGCGAGUACAAGAGUGACACAGAUCAACACGCACUCAGAGUGGAAGAGGCAGCCGGCCAUCUGUGUUUGGUCCCUUGCCAUUCUGCAGCUGUGUUGGAAUGGUUUUUGGCUUCGUCAGGACUUCAUAAACCACAGAGGGAGAUAAGGGGUUUUUUCAUAAGUCUCAAUGCCCAGGAGAUGAGCUCAGGGUAGGGCAAUGUUAAGGCCUUGCUGGCCUCAGCUAAAUCCCUGGGCUGUUUCUGUGGAGGGACGGGUGAUACCCCAGCUGGAUCUUCUGUUGUCGCCAUCCUCCACAGCUAUCAUUAGCAGAUAAUGAGCUGCUGCUAGAGAGGAAGCGGGGAAGGUGCCUGUGGAGAAAGAAUGAACCGUACAGCUAUUAUUAAGAGGCCCAUUGAUUUGAAAAAAGGAAUUGCAGUAUUUGCCUCGGCAAGGGAGUGGGACCCUUUAAAGCUGCUUCAGGUGCAAGAAUGAAUGGAUAACAACUUUGGAAGUGGAUAUUUCUUUUCAGGUGUUGAUUGCCAGCUGUUUUUUGUUUGUGAUUCAGCAUUGUCUGAAAACUAUCACCAUGCAGUUGAAAAACACCGUAUUUCAACAAGAUGAUUUAGUGUUUGGAUGUACACUGAUAUAAACUCUCAACCAAAAGAAUAAAAAAAUCCAGUGGGAUUUUUUUGUCAAAGUUAUUUUGCUUUUGUUUUACAUUUGAUAUUAUUUUUAUCUUCCUAUGCCCUGAAACACAUUGGCCACCAUGGCAGCAGCCUAUCGUGUAGUGGUGAGCAGUGUGAGCUGCUAUAACAGUGUGGUAGUGGACCGGCGCACACACUCCCAUGCUGUGCACUACUGCUCAGGGCCAUGUGGGGCACUGUCCCGGGGACUGGACUGUACUGUGGCACACCAUGGCACCUGCUCCGAGCUACUGGUUGCACCAGACUCAGCAUACACUGACGCCUACAGCUCGCCCAUACACUCUUGUAACAUGACCACUCAGCUACUCCCUAAUCAUGGCAAAAUUACCAUGGAUAGUUAUAAUAGCAGCCUAGAAAGGGCGGGCAGCAGUGACAGUUUGUCUUUAGGGGAAGACAGCCCUGUGUGGCGCAAAAAGACCCCAGGUUGCGGAGGAUCAACUGGGAACCUGAGCUUCUCUGGCAGUUUGAAGGAUAUUACUGAAGAGGCCAUCAACCUGGCCAGUGGUAAGCUCAAAGAGUUUUCUUUUGACAAGCUUCGCCUGUCCUCCUCAAGCCACGUCACCUUCCGGAAAGGUCGUAAGGUCCGUCCUGACUCUUUCAGUCGUCGCUCCACCGACCUGGAUAUCAUUUAUGGCCACUUCAGCUCUAAUAUCAUGACUAACGGAACAACUAAUGGCAUGACAAAUGGCAUAGCUACUUCUAAUGAUGAGAACAUGCCACCCUUUGUGCUAGGGAGAGGGGCAGGUCUGGAGGAGACAAAGCUAAAGGCUAACUCAGGCUCCUUGUCAGCCACCUCCAAAGUGGGCAGUGGCUCAAGUAUUGGGUCAUUAGAUCAAAGUGUGAAUACUGUGGCCUCCCUGUACCGAAACACUCUAGGAGAGGAGAACCUAAUUGCCCGUCUGCUAGAGAAAACACAGGCAGAGGGUGGCACUGGGGGAGCCGGCGGGGAGGACAUCCGUGCCUGCCUUGACAUCCUUCUUAAAUGUUCUGAAGACCUAAAGAAAUGUACUGACAUCAUCAAGCAGUGCAUCAGACGCAAAGCUGGUGGAGGGCAGGAGGAUGGGGGAGCCAGUCCUGACAGUGUGUAUCGGGCUGUGAUGUCCCGACUCAGCUCCUAUCUGAAGAGACUGCCUCUGGAUCUGGAGGGGAUUGGAGGUUUGGGAGGCAGUGGGCAGGGUACACUUGGAAGCGGGCACAGUGAUCUGGCCGAGCUGGUCAACACUCUCCACUCCAUUCAGCAGGGACCUUACUCUCCAAUAUUUGGCAAUGAGCAGCCUCCUCGCUAUGAGGAUGUAGUGCACUCACCUCCCAUCCCAAAGACUGUUCCUCACUCGUCUUCCUCGUCUUUUUUGAAAUCAGACUCCAUCAAUACCAAACCAGUCCAAAGCUCCCCAUCUAGAACCAUUCCUCUUACUAAUGGAAUACAGCAUCUCCACUCUUCUAUCACACAACACACAGUCUCUUCCCCCUCUGUCACUGGCUCUACAUCCGGCUCCUCUCCAACACACUCUCCUUCCCCUCUUCAUACCUCCCCAAUGCCAUCAUACGCACACACUCCUCCAGCAUCCCCCAUGGAGGCUCUCUUUAUAGAGGAGGAGGAAGCAGAGGUGGGCAAGACACAGGAACAAAUAUCACAGCAGACACACGCUUCAAGCAGAGGGGUAAACACUACCCAAAACAAAAAUGGAACUGUGUUAAGUCAACACAUGCACCUAUCCCAACCACACACACUCCAUAACUCUUCAACUGGCUCCAGUCCCACUUGGCCCUCGUCUGCCUCAGUAGCAGUCACGCACAGGAAUGAUGAUAUUGACAAGCUGCUGAUGGACUUGGAGAAUCUGUCUCAGAGUAUGAGCCACCCCAGAAACAUGGAGCCUCCACUUCCAGCCAAGACCAGGAAGAGAGAAGGAGGCCAGGGGACUGCCUCCAGUGAGGGUGUCACUCAGCACAAAAUGACCCAGUUUCAAGUCCAGAAUCCAGCUAGCCACUUAGCCAUGAAUGGCCCCAACUCCAGGACUGACCUGAGUCUCACUCCUCCCCAGGGAGAGAACAGAGAAGCUCUGAUAGGAGGGGAGGAGGAUGGGGCACUACUGCUGAGGAUCCUAGAGAGCAUUGAGAGCUUUGCACAGGAGCUGGUGGAUUCUGGAGCAGGGAGAACAGGGAGUGCUGAGAGGAAGAGUGGGAAGGAGAGGGAGGUGAUGAGGCUCCUGCAGGAUACGUUGGCUGCCACUGGCAGGGCUGACACCUGUCUGGGCAGCACAAACCCACCAGCUGCUGUUCCCAUGCACACAAAUGCAGUCCCAUCUAUACCGACAAAACACUCCCUUGAAAAUACACCUGCAGCUUCACCUGUACCUGCAGUAUCUGAAGCAGUGGUGUGCAGUGCUACAUCCGAUCCUGCACCUAAAUCUACACCUGAUGCUGCCUGCAAACCUCUGCCUAUACCUACACAUGAGCCUGCAACUGAGGCUACAGAUAAAGUUGCAGACCUGUCUUCAAGUGAUAGUCCUGCUCCUGUAACAUCUGCAAGUUUGCAUUCCUUCACACCUUCAUUUGACUUUACACCUGUGACUGCAGCUGAACCUCCAGCUCCUGUUGCCAUCCCAGCUGCAGCAGCUGUGAGAGAUGCAGCCAUUGCUGUUGGUGACCCUGCUGCUGUGAGAGACACCGGUUCAACCCUCCUCAUCCAGCAGACUCCAGAGGUGAUCAGAGUGCAGUCCAAGCCAGAUAAGAAACCAGGCACACCUCCACCAGCUCCUGCCCCAUCCACAGCCACACCCACCCCCACACCACGCUCACCUAGCCCUCCUCCAGCUCCGGUGAUAGUCUCCCCUCCACCCCCUGCCAUCAACAUUCCCAGGUUCUACUACCCCCGUGGGCUCCCUGCCCUGGGCUUGACUGCCAACCACGAUGUAGUCAUCACCGCCAUCGAGGCGGCCUUCACUGAGUUUGAGGAGGAGAAGGCUGACAUAUAUGAAAUGGGCAAAAUUGCAAAGGCAUGCGGAUGUCCACUUUACUGGAAGGCUCCCAUGUUCUAUGCAGCAGGUGGUGAAAGGACGGGAUAUGUGUCUGUUCACUCCUUUAUUGCAACCUGGAGGAAGUUGCUGCACAGUUGCCAUGAUGAUGCAUCAAAGUUUAUAUAUCUGCUUGCCAAACCUGGCUGUAGCUACCUGGAGCAGGAGGACUUCAUUCCUCUACUGCAGGACAUGGUGGAUACACACCCUGGUCUCACAUUUCUGAAGGAUGCGCCUGAAUUCCAUUCCCGCUACAUAACAACGGUGAUCCAGCGGAUAUACUACGUGGUGAAUCGUUCGUGGACGGGUCGUAUGACCAUGAUGGAGCUGCGCAGGAGCAACUUCCUACAGACUCUGGCUUUGCUGGAGGAGGAGGACGACAUCAACCAGAUCACUGACUACUUCUCCUACGAGCACUUCUACGUCAUCUACUGCAAGUUUUGGGAGCUGGACAGUGACCAUGACCUGUACAUUGACCCCAAAGACCUGGCGCGAUACAACGACCACGCAUCCUCAAACAGAAUUAUUGAGAGAUUGUUCUCAGGGGCCGUUACGCGGGGUAACGCUGUGCAGCGAGAAGGCAGGAUGAGCUACGCUGAGUUUGUCUGGUUCCUCAUAUCUGAGGAAGACAAGAAAAAUCCUACCAGUAUUGAGUACUGGUUCCGGUGCAUGGACGUAGAUGGCGAUGGUGUUCUGUCCAUGUUUGAGCUGGAGUAUUUCUAUGAGGAACAGUGUGAAAGGAUGGAAAGGAUGGGCAUUGAACCUCUGCCCUUCCAGGAUUUGCUCUGCCAAAUGCUUGAUCUGGUCAAACCUGAGAGCCCAGGUAAGAUAACCCUGGGUGAUCUAAAGCGCUGCCGGAUGGCCCACAUAUUCUUUGACACCUUCUUCAACCUGGAGAAAUACCUGGACCAUGAACAGAGAGAUCCAUUUGCUGUGCAGAAGGACAUUGAUAGUGAAGGUCCAGAGCCAUCUGACUGGGAUAAAUAUGCCUCAGAGGAAUAUGAGAUACUGGUGGCAGAGGAGACUGCAAAUGAACAGCUACACGAGGGUUCAUUUGAUGAUGACUAUGAAUCUGAGGAACUUCAAGUCCCUGGAGAGAUUGGGAAUAAAAUGGAUAAACUGGUUAUAUCUGAUCUUUCAGCAUAACCGUUUCAUGGAAUUCCUGGGCCUCUCUUCCUGGAAAACAGAUGUAAAGCAUGUACUGUAAUUGAGGGUCCUUUGAGAUGGAUGCAUCAGCAAAUACAUGGAUGUAAAUACAGAAAGAGAGAAAGGGAUUCUGGCUUCUUCCUUAACAAUGACUGUGAAGUCUCCUCAGAAUGGACUCAACGGUUUUUGUGUGGGUAGAUGUAAACCAGUACUGUUCUGUGUCUGGCGCAAUAAUGCCUCUGUAUUCAUACAGAUAACAGUGUCACUGCCUCCAGCAUUUGUCUUCAUCUGAGAGAACUAAGGCAACAAUGGAGGGAGAAGUGCCAGAUAAGCUCUGGAAAGAAUAGAGAAAAAUAACAUCACUGUAAAAUAAUGUAAUUGCUAUUGUGAAUUCUCACCGACAAUCCUGCCAGAAGACAAUCGCAUGCAAUUUCUAAUGCUGCUGUGCUAAAAACAGACAGGAAGACUGCCCUUUACAUAAAUCGACUCCAAACUGGUGAAACAGGGAGACAGAAACAGAAAAUGAAAGUGACACAGCAGUGCCAUUCAGAACACACAGCCACAACACUCAGCUGCUCGGUUAUACAAAAUACAAACAGACGCUGCCAUCAGAAACUUACUGACUGUGCAGCUUGUCACUGUCUUCCUCAUAAAGGAAGUUAAACCUCUAUCCCCUUCAGGGAAGAAUCAUGUAACAGUUUGGCUGGUUGUAACAGCCCCUCUCUGUGGCCAGUCUGUGCUACUGCAUGCCAUCAUAAUGGCUGGCCAGCUUUUCCAAGAGGGAAUUCAGUUCACUGUGCAGCUUGAGCUGCUCUAUUCUUAGUGUGGCCUUAUUAGUGCUCCACCUCUGGACUCCUUUUGCAGUCAUUUCUAAACCCUGGGGAAAGUGUCUGACUACAUGGACUGUAGUGAGUCUCAACAGGUCAUGGUGAGAUAUGCACAUACUGUAUGUAAAAUGAUGCAUGCUGACAAACAUAUCAAACUCUCUGGUAGAGUUGCCCCCACAUUUCCACCUGUAACAUUUGUAAUAAUGUAAGAACUGUGAGUUGUUGCUAUCAGUCUUGUGCAAUUACCCAUCAUACCCCACUGUACCUGUUGACUCUGUUCAGUAUUUUUGAUUAAUUACUUUGAUUUGUACUUGUCACUAAUGCCAAAACUGUCUUUUUCUGCUAAGGAAUCACUGUCAUGUACCAUUUGUUUAUGAAACUUUCAGAUGCCCAUACACACUAAUAAUAAUAAUAAUAAUAAUAAUGCCUUUUAAAGGGCAAGGACACCCAACUUAAAACAAAAAACUUUCUCAGUGCUCUAGUACUCUAGGGGUAUCUAGCCAUGUAAAAAAGUUUUAGUUUAUAUUCCCAGGGUUUGACAUCCAUGUCUCUGAGAUCUCAGCCUCCAUCUCACUACAGUGAAAGCACUUUGAUUUUUUUUUCCAUCUGAGCUACUUUCUGUUGCAAAAUAGUCCUGACAUGAAGGCUUGUGGAUUAUCCAGAGUAAAAAGAAGAGGUUGCAUGUCAUUUUUCCAUGAUUAGAGCUCCACAGCUGAAAAUCUUUGUGCCCCCAUUGUACUGAGAUGGAGGCAAAAAUCACAGAGAUCGUCUUCAAACCCGGAUAAAUACGACCCUAACUAUUUGUAUAGAUAGAUAACACUAAGUGAGAUUCUAUCUGUUGUUAAUUUGUGUGAACUGACCCUUUAACUUCAUUGUUUGCCUUGCUGCGCUCACAGGGCCAGGUGCAUGUGUGUACACUGACAUUACUGUAACAGCUAAGCGCCUGUUAACUUAUAAAUCAUUCAUAGAGGAGUGUGUUUAGGAGUGCUCUGUAGCCCUCAGCUUCGGGCUGUAUAUACUGUAUGUUGUAAUUGUUGCCAUGAGAACAGUGUUGCCGGGGUCAGUGUGUGUGCGCGCACACUCUUAUAACUCUUUAAUUAGAAGUGGGACAGCUUUUGUCCACAAUGGCCUCAGAUUCACUGGUGUAUCCUUCCAUUACUGACGUUGGCUCUACACCAACACCACACACAGACACACUUAUACACACACACAACACUAUAGUUGUUAUUGAAAGAAAGAACGGGAGAGAGAGCACUAGGCCUUAAGGACCUCAAAUGUCCCCCUUCUGCUCUAUAGCCAUUGUAAAUGUGCCUGACUGUGUAUAAAACUAUAUUAUUAUAAUAAUGACAGCAGUAAUAAGAGCCAGAUAUAACGGCUCUGAUUUUUGAUGUAUUUUUGAUGGUUUGUAUUUUUGUGCCACUGUGUGGCUCGGGAUAGGGGGGUAAAUUAUGUUUGAUGUGUCUAUGUUUAUAUAAUAGACUCGUGGUGGAUUUCAUCAGCAGAAGAGAGAAAAAUCCUCCAAAGGACUGACUUUAAGCUCCGUCCACCUGACGAGCACAAAAUGGAAACCCAGUGUAGAAACCUCUGAGACUGAUGUUUCACUGCUGUUAUCACCAACGCUCACUUUUUCACCCAGACAGUAUUUCAAAGGAACUGUUGCCGUGAUGAGACGUGUCCAGUUGAUAACUGUCUGACUCUAUGCAACGUGUCCUGGUGCUCACAGAUGAAGCUUCAGGCAAGGAGGAAAGCCAUACAGGACUUUGCUUUGAAAUUAGAUCUCUACUGUGAGAGGUAGAGAAAAGACUUUUAUUUUGAUUUCUUCUUCUUCUGUGCAGAGGACACUUGAGUAGGUGUAGUGAUGCGAAUUUUGAUGGUUAUGCUAUUGGCAUGGCUUGCUUUCUUUUUUUCUCCUGCUCACUUA
Molecule: messenger RNA, 7747 nt
Organism: Monopterus albus (swamp eel)
Lineage: Eukaryota; Metazoa; Chordata; Actinopteri; Synbranchiformes; Synbranchidae
Gene: ppp2r3a
Product: protein phosphatase 2, regulatory subunit B'', alpha
Exons: 13
Coding region: 902-4999 (1365 amino acids)
Biological process (GO): protein dephosphorylation
Cellular component (GO): protein phosphatase type 2A complex
Molecular function (GO): calcium ion binding; protein phosphatase regulator activity
Source: RefSeq, a predicted model, not a curated record